UCAGACUCCGGUUUUUUUCUUUUCCCGACUCCGGUUUUUUACUCCAACUCCGGUUAACUUCUUUCCGCUCCGGUUUUCUCUUCGCGAAUGGGUGGCCGAAGUAGCAAGGUUCAUCCCUUACCGCUUUUAUAUCGGGUUCUUGAGGAGGCGUUUGAUAUUGCUGAACUAGAUAUUGAUGAUGACAUUUCGGAGCCCAGCAGUGAAGAAGAACGCGAAUUGGAAAUGGAGCUUCAGGAAUUGGAACUGGAAAUCGAGCUGGAACAACUGGAAGUGGAAAUCCAGAGGCUAGAACGGGAAUGGCAAAUCGAGCCGGAACAGGUUCUUGAGGAGGCGUUUGUUCUUGCUGAACAAGAUGAUGAUGAAAUUUCGGAGCCCAACAGUGAAGAAGAACGCGAAUUGGAAAUGGAGCUUCAAGAAUUAGAACUGGAAGAACUGGAAGUGGAACUCCAGAGGCUAGAACGGGAAUGGCAAAUCGAGCCGGAACAGAAUGGUGAGGAUGCCCUUUUCACCAAUUCUCCUGAGAUGGCUUAUGAUGCGUCGGGAUCUUCCCCAACCAUUUCUCCAAAUGCCCCGUUGCAGUUUGGUGUUGAAUUGCUAUCGUGGACCAGUGUGAAUGACAUAACCAAGGAUGGUGGAAUUAUUAAGAAGGUCUUGAAAGAGGGAGAAGAAUGGGAGAGGGAGAACCCAAAAGAUCUUGAUGAAGUCAUAGUUAAAUUUGAGGCCCAUCUCGAAGAUAAAACACUUGUAGCAAAAUCUGACCCCGUGGAAUUCACUGUCAAAGAGGGUUACUUCUGUCCUGCAUUGGCAAAGGCUGUGAAAACAAUGAAGAAGGCCGAAAAAGUAUUGCUAACGGUGAAACCACAAUAUGGAUUUGGGGACAAGGGUAAGCCUGCCUCUGGUGAUGAGGGUGCUGUUCCUCCAAAUGCAACUCUUCAUAUUACUCUAGAGUUGGUAUCGUGGAGAACAGUCUCAGAAUUGACAGAUGACCAGAAAGUUAUUAAGAAGAUCCUAAAAGAAGGGGAAGGGGAUGAGCGUCCAAAUGAAGGAGCUUUUGUUACAGUGAAAUUGAUUGGAAAGUUGCAAGACGGAAAGGAAUUUUUAAAGAAAGGUCAUGCUGGAGGAGAAGAACCAUUUGCGUUCAAGACAGAUAAGGAGCAAGUCAUUGAGGGGCUUGAUAGAGCUGUAGUGACAAUGAAGAAAGGUGAGAUAGCUGUUGUGAUUAUAGCCCCUGAGUAUGGAUUUGGCUCGUCAGAGUCCCAGCAGGAGUUGGCAGUAGUGCCUCCUAAUUCGACCCUCUAUUAUGAGAUCGAGCUUGUAUCUUUUGUCAAGGACAAGGAAUCAUGGGACAUGAAUACUCUGAAUAAAAUGGAGGCUGCUGUGAAGGAAGGUCCAGUCCCAUCUGCUGGUACAGACAACCCAUCUGCUCAAGUCUGGAGGACUCCUGGAGAUUGAGCCCAUGAUUUCUAAAUCUAAUUCUAAUUCUAAUUCUAAUUCAAAACCUUGACUUUUGGUAACGGUGUGAGCAGCUUGUGUAGAUGAUCAUUCUUUGGGAACCCAUUAUUUGAUAAAGGUUCUCCUUACAAGUAAAACAUGGCCUCUGCGCUUCGACCCAAUUUUACUUUCUGAUGAUGUUGUGGCAGUCGUUUGUGGAUCCCUCUGUUGUGCAGGCCUGUAUAGAUUACAACAUUUUCACUUUUAAAAUUACAAUUGGAGAUUUGCUUAAUGAAUAUAUUUUGAGUGACUGUAGAAGUGUUAAA
Rosa chinensis is the source of this 1757-nucleotide messenger RNA. Its product is annotated as peptidyl-prolyl cis-trans isomerase FKBP62. Gene Ontology annotation, biological process: protein peptidyl-prolyl isomerization. Gene Ontology annotation, cellular component: cytoplasm. The transcript has 11 exons. The coding region runs from base 88 to 1452 and encodes 454 amino acids. The record is from RefSeq and is a predicted model, not a curated record. Gene Ontology annotation, molecular function: peptidyl-prolyl cis-trans isomerase activity. Lineage: Eukaryota; Viridiplantae; Streptophyta; Magnoliopsida; Rosales; Rosaceae.